Messenger RNA from Centruroides sculpturatus (bark scorpion), 944 nucleotides. RefSeq names its product fibropellin-1-like. The coding region runs from base 21 to 815 and encodes 264 amino acids. The transcript is spliced from 4 exons. Gene Ontology annotation, biological process: establishment or maintenance of epithelial cell apical/basal polarity; heterophilic cell-cell adhesion. Gene Ontology annotation, molecular function: calcium ion binding. Gene Ontology annotation, cellular component: protein-containing complex; plasma membrane. The record is from RefSeq and is a predicted model, not a curated record. Lineage: Eukaryota; Metazoa; Arthropoda; Arachnida; Scorpiones; Buthidae.
CGUAACACAAAAGGUUUUUCAUGUUUUCGUUUUCCUCGUUGUUUGUAAUUUAUUUACUUUUUAUGCCGCCAUUUAUAUUAAAUUUUCCUUAUUUUGGAUCGCCAAAUAACAUCGGAAAACCUAAAGUUGGAAGGUAUGAUAAAGAUACAAAUGAAAUAUUGACUAUCUCUAGUAAGAAAAACGCAAGCGAGAAGAAUUCUGUAAAGGAAAAUUAUAUUCUUAAAACAAAAUCUUUGCGAUUUAAAAGAGAUUUAAGCGCAGAAGAUGAAGAAAAAAUAUAUGAGAAAAUUAGAAAAAUUUCUCCCAUAAAAAUUAAAUUGGCUUUUAUGAGUUCUGUAAGUCGUGUACAACCUCAAGAUUUAAAAAAUGAUUGCUGUUACAAUAAUGGAAUUUGCCACAAAAAGGGAAAAGAUUACUUUUGCACUUGUCCCCCACAAUUUACUGGACGUUUCUGCUUCGAAGAUAUAAAUGAAUGUGAGAAAGGAACCGCGAAAUGUCCUUCAGAUAUGUACUGUUUUAAUACGUACGGUUCUUAUAAUUGUAGUUGUCCUCCCGGAUUUAUAAGAAACGAAAUGCGAUGCGAACGUCAAGUGACUUGUAAAGAAGAACCGUGCCAAAAUGGAGCAAUUUGUAUUGACGGAUUUAAUGAUGAAUCUAUUUCCUGCAUUUGUCAGAUAGGUUUUGUAGGAAAAAGAUGUCAGUUUAUGUUACCCGAAUGUGAUGAUUUCUCUUGUGCCGAUAACGAAUUCUGUAUAUCAACUGACAAAGGAUUCAGAUGUAUACCUCUUAAAUUCAUUUCUAAGAAUGUAAUUUAACAAGUAAUUACUGUUUAUUAAACAUACUGUAUUACCUAAAAAUAAAAUAAAAUGAAGCAGAGGUAAUUAAAUAUAAAAUGGCUUCAAAAAAUAAAGAUCUUCAUCUAAUAGCUAAAUGUAUUAAGAAUG